Molecule: messenger RNA, 1567 nt
Organism: Guyanagaster necrorhizus
Lineage: Eukaryota; Fungi; Basidiomycota; Agaricomycetes; Agaricales; Physalacriaceae
Exons: 21
Coding region: 255-1298 (347 amino acids)
Source: RefSeq, a predicted model, not a curated record
CAUGUUUCUUCGCACUAGGACCGCGAUCUGUAUACGACCCUGGACCUAAUGUCGGACACUACUCUGUCCGCAACGUUCUCUAAGCAGUGGCUGUAUACUUAUCGCAUAAUUUCUUCCCAGCAGUGGUUGUCUCAACGUAAGGCACCGGCUCUUUCCGAUUUCUUUUUGGAAAUUGUCGUCGGAAGCUGAUGUCGACGCGCUCAAGUACUCGGUAGCAUGCCCUGACUCCCGUUUUUCCUUCUUGUCUGCCCACCAUGUCCUCGACUUCAGAUGCUAGCUCACUCGCGGUUGUCGAGAAAACUUUUGGCGUCCUCUUCAUCGGUUUUGUGAUUUCGAUGAUAGGCUACGGUUUUACUUUCUUUCAGACAUACCUCUAUUUCAAUAGAUACGACAAAGAUAGUUUCGGAUUGAAGGCAGCUGUUGCUAUGCUAUGGACAUUGGACACCAUUUCAUCUGGCCUGAUGUCGCAGUCGGUUUAUUAUUAUCUUGUCACGACGUUCCCUUAUGGUACCCAGAUGACAGACGCGACCAGAACCUUCUGUGUUGAAACACUUUUUUCCGCCCUUUCGAUAUUCAUGGUCCAGCUGUUCUAUUCGACCCGGGUAUGGAAAUUGGGCGGAAGUGUAUUCUCUGUUUUUCCAAUUUGUCUUUUGGCCACCGUCGGGUUUGGUCUUGAAAUCGCCGUGUCAGCUUUGAUGUUCGUGAAUCCCGAAUUCGAACAUCUUUAUGCACCCUCGGUCAAACCAGUUGUCGCCGCGGCCCAAACAAUAGUAUUCGGUGCUGCCGUCUAUACCGUGGGGGCCCUCACGUUCUUCUGCCAGUGGGCUGACAACACGCCCAUUCAAGGAUGGUUCAAUCAAGUCAAGGCCCUCUGCUUUUCUCAUGGACUUGUGGCAGCAGCAAUGCAGCUAUCGUAUCUCAUCGCGUUUGUCGCGUCGCCCACUUACUUUAUCUGGAUUCCGUUCCAUUUAUUGACCACAAAACUGUUCAUCAACUGUUUACUGUUUAUGUUGAACUCACGACAGUCCUACCAUGGUCAUGGUCUUGACCACGAGGAUAGUAGCACAUCAUCGCCUAGCAAUUCCCAUGUGAUCACUACAAAGAGAAAGGGUAAAGCGGAUGUUCAUUAUAAUAUCCCCGACACCCGUACACCCAUCAAUAUCGAAGUGGCUCGUACUGUAGAGCACGCUGUUGAUGAAAGGAAGGCCAAAGCUAGCGGCGAUUCCACCUACGACGAUGAAAUUACCGAAUUUGAUUUCCAGAUUCACAAGAACGAGUUCGCCGUGAAGGCCUCUUGAAUAAAGAGUGUAUAACCCCAGCAGUGCCAGCGGUUAUUAUUAAGUAGUGUUCUAUCUUCAUGUGUGUUUUAUUAGGGCAGCAUUUUUUGUUCCUUUAACCUCAAACCUCUCAUUAUGCAAAAGGCUGGUUCAUGUCGGGUUCAUGAUGUAUGAUUGUUGCAUACAAAUGAGACGGCAGGAAUAAAUCUUAAUCAUUGAGCUUUCAGGGCGCAUUCGUGUCUGAUUCUUACAUCCUGGGCCUUCUAACAGAGGGUUGUUUUUUAUUGAAU